AGCCUUCUUUCGUCUCUGUUACAAAACCCUAACUCUCCUCCACUGUCCGCGGCUUAAACUUACUUCGACGGCGAUUCUCCGUUUAUUGCCGCCGGAACUUGAUAAUGGAGCACAAACUAGCGACCGCUGAGAGAAGACUGCUGCAAAACCUGGUGAAGAUAGUUCAGAAGCGAGGUUUGCAGGGCGAGAAUGGCGGGUGGAAGGAAUUUCUCAAUGUUUAUGACAAAAAGUUUGGGUCGAGCUUAAGCGAUCCUUCGAAAAGGUCCAAGGAUGAUUUGGUAGCUUUUCUAAUGACCUUUAAGAAGAAAGAAGAUUUGCAGUUUAUCGCUUGGGUUCUGCAACGUGACGCAAACAAUGAUCUGAUAGAAAAGUUCAAGCAGGAAUCUCCAGAUAAAGAGACUCCUGAGCAGAGGCUUGUAAGAAUGACUCUAGAGCACCCGGAUUAUUCAUUUGACUAUGGCUUCCCGUCUCAUACUGAGGAUUGGCUUGUGACCAAGCUUGGAAAGAAGAAGUCAAAGGUGAUGAAAUGUACCAAAAUGAUAGCGGUCGAUUGUGAGAUGGUUCUUUGUGAAGAUGGUACUGAAGCUGUUGUGAGAGUUGGUGUUGUGGACCGUGAAUUAAACGUUAUACUUGAUAAAUUUGUGAACCCGAACAGACCAGUUACUGAUUAUAGGACUGAUAUUACUGGAGUCACUGCUGCAGAUAUUGAAAAAGCUACCUUAUCCGUGGUAGAUAUACAGAAAAAAAUGCGGAGGUUUCUCUCCAGGGAUACUAUCUUGGUAGGUCACAGUUUGAACAAUGAUCUGAAAGCGAUGAAGAUAGAUCAUGCGAGAGUAAUUGAUACUUCACUUAUAUUCAAGUUUUCCAAUGGAAAUAAGCGUAGAAGACCUUCUCUGAAUAAUCUGUGCAAGUCUGUAUUGGGUUGUGAAGUCCGGAAGGAUGGUGCUGCCCAUGAUUGUAUACAGGAUGCAGCUGCUGCGAUGAAGCUUGUUCUUGCAGUUAUAGAAAAAGGAGUGGACACGACGGUUUCGAUGACUAAAGAUAUGUUGGAAACUGAGAUGGCAAGGCUCUUUCUGCACAAAAUCCCUCAUAGUGUGCCCUCUGAAGAGUUGAGUGUGGUUAUUUCUGGGGAUUUUAUGCUUGAAGUUAAGCCAUCAAAGAAACCAGGAGGAUUCUACAGCGCAGUCGCUGUUUUCAAGAGUUCAAUAGAAGCUAACCAGGCAUUUGAAAACCUUGAAGGAGAUCUUGAAAAGGACUCGUCGGGUUUGCCGCAAAAGCUGGGUACCUUUAAACUAAAUUCUGGAUCAGAAGCCAGUUGGUAUGUCCGUAAAAUGAGCCAAGAUGAUUCCAAUGGAGAAAUCUCUGGCAAGAAGAGAAGUAACCAGGACGAGAACCUCACGGAUUGUAAGAAACAGAAGACAGAUGAGGAAGCAGAUGUUCACCAUUGUAACGGUGAUAAGUGUGCAAACGAGAAGACUAGGGAGGAGGAGCUCUUGAAGGAAAUCGAAGAGCUUAAGAAGAAACUGAAGCAGAAGGAUUUCCAAGUGGAGGCGCAGGAUAAGAUUAUUGUUAACCUCAAAAAGCAACUCGAGAAGAAGAAGAAGAAGAAGAAAGCUCUGUAACAUGAUAGAGUUACAUCUUAAUGUACCACCAGCAUUCCUUUCAUUUGAUAAAAUUGUUUCUGAUUUUUGGUAUUUGUUUCACUGGCCGUUUGACCUUUCCACGGCCCAGAAAAAUUUUACAAAUUUACAGAAUGUAUUAGAAUAUUGGCUUCCUACAUUUUACUUUGGAGAAAACAAAAAAUGAUUGAAAUC
Tarenaya hassleriana is the source of this 1814-nucleotide messenger RNA. Its product is annotated as small RNA degrading nuclease 1-like. Gene Ontology annotation, molecular function: exonuclease activity; nucleic acid binding. Gene Ontology annotation, cellular component: nucleus. The transcript has 12 exons. The record is from RefSeq and is a predicted model, not a curated record. NCBI's taxonomy places the organism in Eukaryota, Viridiplantae, Streptophyta, Magnoliopsida, Brassicales, Cleomaceae. The coding region runs from base 105 to 1622 and encodes 505 amino acids.